GUUGGGUCACACUCGACUGCCGGAGGUCAUCUUUAUACACUGAGAGAGAAGAACAGAAGAAGAAGAAGGUGAGACAGGAGGAACAAAUAAAAAAGAGGCUAAAGAAAGAGAGCGAGGUCGAGCUGAAAUCCUCAAGAGUGUCGCCCUGCUGAUCAUCCUAAAGACCUGAAGAACGUGCUGCUAAGAGGUUUGCCAUGGCAACUAAAACAGUAGUGCAGCGCUGCCAGGAGGAACAGAUGGACCAGAUGUCCCACAGCAUGGAGAUGUCCUCCCAGAUCAAGAAGAAAAAGUUCACAUCCAGUGAUGAAACACCUUCACUCAGUGAGUUUUAUCCCAUCAUCUCCGGUGACGUCAUGUCUGUGAAGGAGAUCCUGACUGAUGCAAAGUUUCCACGCCACAGGACAUGGGAGGCUCUGAAGGAGACCAGCGUUGAGCUGAGGGAGAGAGAUCAGUGGACUCGGUUCGGUAAUGAGAUGGAGAAACUGGAGAUCGGAGUGAUCAGGAACCAGCAUAUUAUUCGUGAGCGGGUGGAUCACAUCGCUCUGCGCAAAGAGGCACAGAGGAAAGCUUCAGUGAACAUGAAGUUCAUCGAGGAUCUGAGCCUGAAGUCUCCUGACUUCUCCAUCCCGCUGCGGCCGCACACCGUGUGGACGGGCAUGGAUGUCAAUCUCUCCUGCAGCGUUCAGGGCUGCCCGACUCCCAGCGUCACAUGGUAUAAAGAUGGUGUACCUCUGGAAGGAUCCCUGCCGUGGAACUACAAGCUCGUGCAGAAGUUUGGCCUGAACAUCUUGGAGAUCAGGAGAUGUUGUCUUGAUGAUGCUGGUGAAUACAAAGUUGUUGUGAAAAGUUCUCUGGGAGAAGCCACAUCAUGUGCCACGCUUACAGUCAAUUCACAUGAAGGGGCCGAGGCCAAACUGCAGCGCUCCUUGACUACAGUUGUAGCUCCAGAGCCAGAAGCUCAGUUGGGCUCCGUCUUUCCUCCAACAUUCGUGAAAGAGGGUGAAGAUCUCCAUCUGCAGUGCAGUUUUACUUCAAUGUUGCUGAUGUUCCAGCAGGAUGUGAUGUGGUUCAGAGAUGGUAAAGCACUGCAGCGUUGCAGUCGGGUUGAGAUUCAGACGGACCUGCGAUCCUCGAGUCUCACCCUGAAAUGGGUUCAGAAAGAGCAUGAGGGACUUUACAGCAUUCGUCUUCGCACAUGGGAUGGAUCCGUCGAGCACAGUGCAUUUGUCUAUGUCAAAGAUGCAUCAGCCGUUGUAGUUGGUGCUCCAGGUUCUCCUCUGCAGGUGAAAUGUUCAGAUGUAAACAGAGAUUAUGUCUUCCUCUCAUGGAUGCCACCCAGUGCGGACGGACCUUCACCCGUUCAGGGUUAUUUUAUAGAGAGGUGUGAAAUAGCCGUUGGGAAGUGGGAGCGUUGUAAUGAUGUCGUGCAGAUGGUGUGUCAGUAUCCUGUGAUGGGUUUGAAGGAAAACACAAUGUACCAGUUCAGAGUUUGUGCAGUCAAUCAGGCAGGAGUGGGUCGUGCAUCUAAACCCACUGAACCCAUCUUGACCUCUGACCCACUGGAGCCCAGCAGGACUAUGGUGGUGAAGGUGGACCGAGGCAGAGAGAUUGUGAUCACUAAAGAUCAGCUGGAGGGUGAGAACAUCUCUGGUCAAAUCCGAGUGCCAUUUCCCCCCACCGACGUGGAAGUUUGCGAGCUUAGCGACACCUACGCUGUGCUGAGCUGGACCGAACCGGACCCAAGAGGCAGAGAACCUCUCACCUACUUCGUGGAGCGGUCUCUAGCAGGUAAAGAGAGCUGGCACCUGGCCAGUAUGGAUCAGACCGUUCUCUCCACGAGAUUUGCUGCGUUUGACCAGCAGAAGGGGAAGUCGUACUGUUACCGUGUUCGAUCUGUCAACAAGUUUGGCAUUAGUGAGCCGUCACUGCCCAGUGCACCUGUUUUACUGGGAAAACCAAUGGGAGUUCCAGCCCGCCCGCAUGACAUCGUCCCUAUCCGAGAAGGUAACAACUCAGUCCUGCUUCAAUGGAAAGAGCCCAAAAUCACAGAGAGAAUUCUGGGAUACUACCUGUACUGCAGUGAGGUUGGAAGUGGACAGUGGAGGACCAUCAACAAUAAGCCCAUCACCAAUACCAGAUUCACAGUGGACGGACUGACGACUAAUAAACAGUAUAUUUUCCGUCUGAAGUCUGUGGGAUUGGCUGGAAAUAGCAUCUACUCGGACGAAUCUCCUGCUGUUCGAGUCAAAUCAGCUAAAUAUGUUCCUUCCUGUCCAUCAGCCAUCACUGUACUGCACUGCACAGGAGAUGAGAUGCUGAUUGGCUGGAGAGCCCCUGCCAAUCACGGAGGAGAUCCUGUGCGCGGAUACUACCUGGACCAGAGGCAGAAAUCCCAGGACACCUGGAGAGAGGUCAACGUCAAGCCCGUUACAGACAGAAUGUACAAGGUUACAGGUCUACAGGAAGGCAGUUUUUAUCAGUUCAGGGUCUUCGCAGCCAAUAUCAUCGGACUUGGAAAACCUUCAGAGCCGAGUGAGAUGUUUCUGUGUGAACCGUGGACGAUGCCAGAGCCAGCAUGCCCAUAUGACCUGGAGUUCAGAGAAGUCAGAUGCAACUCUCUUGUGUUGCUAUGGGCGGAGCCUGUUUACAAGGGCCAAUCAGCAAUCAGUGGGUAUGUGGUGGAGAUCAGUCAGGGGGCGGAGUCUGAAGAUUGGACCCCUGUGACAAAAGAGCCAGUGACAGAAACUCACCUAAAGAUAUCAGGUCUGCAAGCGGGUCAGACGUAUCGUCUGCGCGUGUUUGCCAUCAACGGCGCUGGCGUCGGGAUGCCAUCGGUUCCCUCUGAGGCGGUGAAAUCAGAGACUAAAGCAGGGACCAAAGAGAUUCAGAUUGGAGUCGAUAAUGACGGCUUCAUUUUCCUGAGCUUUGAAGGUCCUGAAACAGAUGAAAGAGAUUUCUUUAAGUGGAAUAAGAACUACAGCGAUGCUAUCGAUGCUGGAAGAGCUCGUCUGGAGAACAAAAACAACAGGUCUGUUUUGACCUUCACUGACGCCUCACAGGAGGAUUUGGGUCUGUACACAGUGGAGCUGAGCGAAAACCCCGACGUCUCCUCUAGUUUCACCUUCACUGCCGAGGAUUUGGAAAGACUCACAGAGCUGAGCUGGCACAUCAGAAACCCACUAAUAGCGCUGAAGUCCGGUUGGCAGGUGGACGUGUCUGAACAGGGUCAAGUUCGUCUAUGGCUCCAGACAGAACCGCUGAGCAGCGCCGCAUCUCUCCGUCUCAUACUGAAUGACAGAGAAAUCUCCAGCACACCGGCCCGUAAGAUGAACUUUGACAAGGCAAAAGGUCUGGUAGAGAUCAUCUUUGAUCAGCUGUCCAAAGAGGACGAGGGCUCCUACACAGCACAACUUAAAGACGGCCGUGCCAAGAACCAGUUCACGUUGGUCUUUGUGGAAAAGACGUUCCAGGACGCUUUGGCCAAAUCUGACGGCAACAGAAGGAACUGGAAGAGAAAGUCAGGUCCACAUUUCCAGGAAUAUUUAUCAUGGACGGUGACACCAGACUGUGAAAUGAUCAUCAAAUGCAAGGUCAUCAACAUAAACAAAGACACAAAGAUGAAAUGGUUUAAAGAUGGAGUGGAGCUGACGCAGGCUACGAUGGAGCCGUCAGGUGUCGGUACAUUUACUGUGCCACAGGUGACAAAGAAAGAAGCAGGUGUGUACAGAGCUGUAGUGUCAGACAGUAGAGGAGAAGAUGAGAGUCGACUGGAACUACUGGAUGAUGAAUUUGACAGACUCGUGCAGAAGCUGAAUAAACAGUGUGCGCUCUCUGCUGGUCCAGUCAGAAUUCAGUGCACAGCGAAAGGCUUUAAACUCUACUGCUCUCUCAAAUAUUAUCUGAGCUAUAUGAAAACCAGCUGGCACUUCAAAGAGAAGAGAAUUGAUCAGCAGGAGCGGAUGAGUCCUGGCAGCAGUAUGCAGAAAGUUUGGAUUGAGAUUUUCAAUCCUACUGAAAACGAUAAAGGGAAAUACACGCUGGAGAUGUUUGAUGGUCAGGAAACACACAGCCGUUCUUUGGAUCUGUCUGGACAGGCUUUUGCAGAUGCUUUGUUGGAACAUCAGAGACUGAAGCAAGUGGAGUUUGCUGAGAAAAAUCAAGCCAGAGUCACGAAGGGUCUUCCUGAUGUCGUGGCUAUAAUGGAAGGAAAGUCUCUAUGUUUGACGUGUUUCACUGAUGGAGAUCCAGCACCAGAAAUGUUCUGGAUGAAGAGUGAUCGAGAGCUCGUCUCUAAUGGCCAUUACCAAAUCACACAUGAGACUCAGUCAUCUACACUCACUAUAAACCACGUCACAAUGGACGACUCCGGCAGCUACAGCAUCUACGUACGCAAUAAAUUCGGAUCUCAGACGGUUUACGUGACGGUCAGUGUGUAUAAGCACGGUGAAAAGCCUCGAGCAGAUGCAGUGGAAAUGUGAACAGAGAUAUUGUAACUCUUACAGGAAAAGUUCUUGCGGUGAUUUAUUAUCCUGUAUUAACAGUAUUAUUAGGGUUUUGGAAUAAAAUGUUGUGUCUGUGUCCCUGACUGACAGAUGUUGAACUGGUUUGUGAUUUGUUUUUUCUCCUCUUAUAGAUUAAAGUGCAAAUGAAACCA
Paramisgurnus dabryanus is the source of this 4654-nucleotide messenger RNA. RefSeq names its product myomesin 3 (gene myom3). Gene Ontology annotation, molecular function: protein binding. NCBI's taxonomy places the organism in Eukaryota, Metazoa, Chordata, Actinopteri, Cypriniformes, Cobitidae. The record is from RefSeq and is a predicted model, not a curated record.